UCCCCCGGGGGUUGGUUGUUAUUAUUGUUGGAUUUGGGAUAAAAUAACAAAAUAACACGCGGUUUUAAAUAUUCAAGUCUAGGCGAAGGGGGAGGAUGGAGGUGAUUAGAUAGUGGUGAAGGUGGUGGUGAUAGCAUUGACAGCCUGACCAACGGUUAUGUUACGGGGAGCUGCUACGAGGAUCAAGCCACUUAUCUCGGAGGUGAUGCCGAGCACACCUGGACCCUCGAGGCAUUCCCGAGCUGGGUUACCCAUUGUCGGAUCACAACCUCGGCAUGCCCGAGGAACCAUAGCCAGGUGUAUCCACUGCUCGGGCAGGGCCAGGCAGGUACAAGUGCAAGGGAAAUCCGUGGCUCUAGCGCAUGAUAUAGAGCCUUCAGGCUUGGAGGUUCUCAAGAAGAUCACGGCUAGAGCCUCUUAUAGAGAUCCCAUCACUCGAUAUCGUCACUUGGUGGAUGUAAAGACCCUUCGCCCUGACCCACAUCAAGAAAGUAUCAUUCAGAAGCUUCAAAGACUAUGGACAGACUUGAAAACAUAUGAUCCAGGACCUCUGCCGCCAGAAACGCCUGAAAUUAAGAGCGGACUCUUUGGAAGAUUCUUCGCCGGUGGAUCUGGUCAGCAGACCUCGACAAAAUCUUUCGAUGAUGUCCCAAAGGGAUUGUAUCUGCAUGGAUCUGUGGGGACUGGCAAAACCAUGCUCAUGGAUCUUUUUUACACAACAUUGCCACCGCAGUUUGGACCUACCAAAUACGGGGCCACACGCAUCCAUUUUCACAGCUUCAUGUUGGAUGUACAGAGACGCCAACACGAAGUAACGAAACGAUAUGAGGCGAUGGGCAUGGGAAAGAAAGAUGCACUACCCGAGGUGGCUCGAAGUCUCGCGGCGGAAGGGAGGGUUCUAUGCUUUGACGAAUUUCAAGUCACUGAUAUCGUGACCGCCAUGCUGCUGCGAGGACUGUUGGAGCGACUCAUGGGAUACGGUGUCGUCUGCGUGAUGACAUCAAAUCGUCACCCGGAUGAGCUGUACCUGAACGGCAUCCAACGAACAUCCUUCUUGCCCGCCAUUGAGCUACUCAAGCAAAGAUUCGAAAUCGUAGACCUGGAUUCAGAAACGGACUAUCGGAAGAUACCUCGAGCUCUCUCGCACACGUAUUAUCAGCCUCUUGAUACCGGGACAGCAGUCGAAAUGACGAAGCUCUUCGAAUCAUUGACAUCGGCAGAUCCAAUCUCCUCAGAGGUUGUAUCCGACAAAAAAUUGCCACUAUGGGGCCGCAAGCUUAACAUACCAGAGUCCAGCGGAUCAGUAGCUCGAUUUACCUUUCAAGAUCUCUGUGGGAAGCCUUUGAGCGCGGCUGAUUACCUCGAAGUCACCAACAAGUUCGGGACGCUCUUUGUGGAGGGCGUUCCGAGGAUGGGGUUGAGUGAGCGAGACAUGGCUAGGCGAUUCAUCACUUUUAUCGAUGCUUGCUAUGAGAACAAGGUCAAGCUCUUCAUCUCGUCCGAAGUGCCCAUUUUCCAGGUAUUCUCGGACGAAAAGGCAGGCUCAUCGGCGGACGACUCGCACAUGAGGUCCAUCAUGGAUGACUUGGGACUCUCCGCCGAUGAGAUUGGAUCGUCAUCACUGUUCUCAGGCGACGAAGAACUAUUUGCAUUCGCGCGGUGUGUCUCGCGUCUCUCGCAGAUGGGAACACAAGAAUGGUCUGGACAAUCUGGGAUCCAUCGUGAUCCACCUAGAUCCGAAAUCUCAGAGACGGAGUGAGGAACACCAUCACGCACGAAUAUACCCUGCAUUGGACAGCAUAGUUCACAUUGAGUAUUGCGUACAAUUAAUGCUGCAUG
This is a messenger RNA of Kockovaella imperatae, 1839 nucleotides long. RefSeq names its product AFG1-like ATPase-domain-containing protein. Gene Ontology annotation, cellular component: cytoplasm; mitochondrion. The record is from RefSeq and is a predicted model, not a curated record. Bases 158 to 1759 code for a protein of 533 amino acids. The transcript is spliced from 12 exons. Gene Ontology annotation, biological process: protein quality control for misfolded or incompletely synthesized proteins. Gene Ontology annotation, molecular function: ATP binding; ATP hydrolysis activity. Lineage: Eukaryota; Fungi; Basidiomycota; Tremellomycetes; Tremellales; Cuniculitremaceae.